This is a messenger RNA of Auanema sp. JU1783, 1032 nucleotides long. The record is from the annotation of a GenBank genome assembly. NCBI's taxonomy places the organism in Eukaryota, Metazoa, Nematoda, Chromadorea, Rhabditida, Rhabditidae.
AUGAGAACAACGGUCAGCUAUACGUCUUCGGUUCACUACGUCAUAUCAGAAUCUGCUUCAGAUUACUAUCAUACUAUGCCAGGAAAUAAACUUCAAGACAAUAUUCGUAAUGCUAUUAUUCUAUUUGGUAUAUGCUUGCCGGGAUUUCUCAUGAAUCUCUUUUCCAGCAUUGUUCUAUUACGUCAUAAAUCCUUCAGGAACCCUUUCGGUAAACUUGUUGCUUUCCAUACUAUUUCCAAUGCUUCAUUGGUUUUCCUUCUAUUAGGUUGGUCAGCUCCGUUAACCAUAUUGAGUUCUUUCACACAUUUUGAUUCGGAAGUCUUUAUGCAAAUCAAUCAUCGAAUUGGUCAACUAUCAAUAUUUUUCCAAGAAUGCUCAUAUCACAUAUGCGUUUUCAUAUCAUUCAAUAGGUUUUUGGCUAUCGGUAAGCCCAUGUUAUCUAGACGAGUAUUCAAUGAUCGAACAACUAAUUAUAUUAUUAUAUUCACACUAAUUAUAUGUUCUAUAUUUGGCUUUGUAUACUUCUUGCCUGGUUGUAACUUCUUCUAUGAUACUUCUACUGAUAUUUGGUCUUUCGAUCAAACCAGCUGUGGUUCUAUUUUAGCAUCCGUAGAUUUAUAUUAUAAUGUGGGAAUAUUUACAAUCAAUUGUAUAAUAGAUAUGUUGACAUUGCUUCUGUUAAGAGGAGCUAAUGAGAGAAUUUAUAAAACUAUGAGAAAUACAACUAGAGAGGAAGCGCAACGACGACAACGUAGAGAGAUUCUGUUUUUCUCGCAGGCUUUGAUCAAUACGCUUGUCUAUUGCUUCAUGUUGUUUUCUUUUCAUGUUCUGAGCACUCACUUUGAAGAUCUCUUCCAUGUUUACCUGUUUACAACAGUCGCAUGGGCUUCAGCCCAUUCAUCUGGAGGAUUGAUCGUAAUCCUGUUCAAUAGCGAAAUACGUAGAAGCAUAAUGUGUUGGAGAAAAACUGCAAAGAAAUCAAAUAUGAUCACUGUCUGCAGCACCCUCCCACAAAUAUCAACAAUCAAUUGA